AUGUAUGGCAGCUGCGAGCAUACCAAGGUCACGACCAGUAGUGCUCUCAUGGUGGAAGAAGGUGUCCCUGUGUCGAAGCAGUGGCCCAUUCAGAUAUGCAGCAAUUUGGCGAUUUUGGAGGUUUUAUGGGUGAAGGGGGAUAUGAAGGGGGAGUUUGGGAGCAUAUCUCGGAAAGGGUUUGAUGUGAAGUUUGGUUAUGGAUUGAGGUCAAGGUCUCACCGGGUAGUUCAGGAUAUUUCUAUGACUUCAACUGAUGCUUUGAAGCAGAGUUGUUGGGCCAAUAUGCCACCGGAGCUCUUGAGGGACGUGUUGAUGCGGAUUGAGGAGUCCGAGUGUACAUGGCCCACAAGAAAGAAUGUGGUUGCUUGUGCUGGUGUUUGUAGGAGCUGGAGAGAAAUCAUGAAGGAAAUUGUCAAAACCCUGGAAGUCUCUAGCAAGUUAACUUUCCCCAUUUCCCUGAAGCAGCCUGGUCCAAGAAACACCCUAGUUCAGUGUUUCAUAAAAAGGGAACGUAGUAACCAAACAUAUCGCCUUUAUCUCAAUUUGAAUCAAGCUUCUAAUGAUGAUGGGAAAUUCCUACUUGUUGCUCGAAGAUGUAGGCGACCAACAUACACAGAUUACAUAAUAUCUCUAAAUGCUGAUAAUGUGUCAAAGGGAAGCAGCACAUACAUUGGGAAGUUGAGAUCUAAUUUUCUGGGAACCAAGUUCAUAAUCUACGACUCACAGCCACCAAAUGCCGGAGCCAGAGUCGCUAAAUCUCGUUCCACAAGGUUGAUUCAAAUGAGACAGGUCUCUCCCAGGGUCCCUGCUGGCAACUAUCCUGUGGCGCACAUUUCGUAUGAGUUGAACGUCUUGGGUUCAAGGGGUCCGAGGCGGAUGCAGUGUGUCAUGGAUGCUAUACCUGCUUCUGCUGUUGAUCCUGGAGGAAUGGAUCUGGUGGACAAGAGCUCGAGAAUGUUAUUCUCCAAUUCGGGAAAGUGGGAAAGGAUGUGUUCACCAUGGACUAUCAGUAUCCAAUAUCUGCUUUCCAGGCGUUUGCCAUUUGUCUCAGCAGCUUUGAUACCAAAAUUGCCUGCGAAUGACUUCAGGGCCAGCUUGGGAGGCAAUAUGAGCUACGUGAAUAUGAUAUCGGCAAAUUUCAAUAGCUGCCUUUUUUUUCUUUAUUAA
Messenger RNA from Fraxinus pennsylvanica, 1167 nucleotides. The record is from the annotation of a GenBank genome assembly. NCBI's taxonomy places the organism in Eukaryota, Viridiplantae, Streptophyta, Magnoliopsida, Lamiales, Oleaceae.